AUGUCAGCUCUACUGAAACAAAACAAAGCGUUAGAAUUAAAUGAUUUGAAUUUAUAUGUACGUAAUCAUUUGAGUAAUACAAAUGAUCACUCAACACUUGCCGGUCAGUAUGAAUCUGAAUCCGAUUCGGACAAUGAAACAACAACGGAUAAUGAACAAUAUGGUGAUAGUGAAAGUGAUUGUGACAGUGAAAAUGAAACAGAAUUAAAUGAGGUAUUAAGAUCAUAA
Messenger RNA from Didymodactylos carnosus, 228 nucleotides. The record is from the annotation of a GenBank genome assembly. NCBI's taxonomy places the organism in Eukaryota, Metazoa, Rotifera, Eurotatoria, Philodinida, Philodinidae.